AUGUUGUCGGUCACAGAUAUCAUGCGCUUACGAUUUCGUGAAUGCUUGCUCAAUGUGAUCUUUGAAGCGUCAUGGGUGCCACAGGAACUGGUCAGCCAAUCUUUCUCCUGGUUGUUGACGACAUAUAACGAUACGUGGCUUGAACAAUUAGGCAAAUCGACUUUCAUCAAUCUUGUCACCGGAGACGAUAAGAUCGUCGUUGGCCAUGGAACUGAGUCCAAGACCGAAUUCGUUGACGCCUCUUGUUUUCUCGAUCCCGACACCCACCUUUCGACUAUGAUUGUUGACACCCCGGGUUUUGACGACUCUCAACGUAGCGACGUUGACGUUCUCAAGACAAUUACCGAGUUCAUAGUGAAUUCAGUGGGCGGAAGGAAGCUCAAUGGCAUUAUCUACAUGCACCGGAUUUCUGACCCUAGAACAGGCGGAGUGGCCAAGAAAAAUCUCCGUAUGUUUAAGGAGCUAUGCGGAGAGAAAACGCUUGCAAAGGUAGUAAUUGUCACAACAAAUUGGAGCCGUGUUGGAAAAGAGGAAGGAGAUGAUCGAGAGAAUGAACUCAGAAAGGGUUUCUUCAAACCCCUUCUUGAAGAAGGAGCCUGCAUGUUUCGCCACGACAACUCAGUCAAGGGUGCUCUUACGAUCUUGUCUCAUCUCCUGCACGAGAAAGGCACGGCUAUCAAGGUUGCAAAAGAAUUACAUACCAAGAUCGCAGAAGAGUUACACGAAGGCAAGGAGCUCGUUGACACCUCUGCAGGGGCCGUCCUUUCCGCGGAUAUCAAGGCGAUGGAAGCGAGACACAAGGAAGAGAUGCUGGAGUUGAAGAGGGACAUGGAAAAGGCGAACCGCGCCAAGGAUGCUGAGUUAAAAUUGGAGUUGGAGCAGGAACACAGGGAGCUAGACAUCUCGCCUUUUCUUAACAUCUGA
This is a messenger RNA of Laccaria bicolor S238N-H82, 924 nucleotides long. RefSeq lists its product as uncharacterized. The record is from RefSeq and is a predicted model, not a curated record. The transcript is spliced from 6 exons. The coding region runs from base 1 to 924 and encodes 307 amino acids. Lineage: Eukaryota; Fungi; Basidiomycota; Agaricomycetes; Agaricales; Hydnangiaceae.